Molecule: messenger RNA, 1825 nt
Organism: Fusarium verticillioides 7600
Lineage: Eukaryota; Fungi; Ascomycota; Sordariomycetes; Hypocreales; Nectriaceae
Exons: 3
Coding region: 1-1488 (495 amino acids)
Source: RefSeq, a predicted model, not a curated record
AUGAGAUACUCCCUCGGCUUCUCCGGUCUUUUGACCGUGGCCUUGAGCUCCACUGGCCUCGCCCAGACUACGACUCCUGGACCUUCUACCACCGACUUCUCCACCUCUGGUGGCAUGAACGUCCCCACCUCGGUCACCUCUCAGCUGCCCGUCACUUUCACCACCACCAUGACCACUAUGGCCAAACCCACCAAGUCUCCCGUCCCUGGCAAGUGUGAGUGCGGCACUGGAACCUGCUUCACCCCCGAGAUCUGCAGCAUCGAGUGUACCACCGUGUAUGAGGACUGCUGCAGUAUUGAGGGCUCUGACAUCCAGGUGUGCAAGAACCAGUACACCGUCUGUCUCGGCUACAACCCCUACGACUCUGUCUUUGUCAAGCCCACCAGUUGCAAGCACGACAAGAGCUACUAUAUCGAGUACGAGUCCAAGUACACCAGCUCUUACUUCGAGGAGAAGUACAGCUCCUACUACUCCUCUUCUUCAUACUCCACCUCUUCUUACCACUCUGGCUACCACGCCGGCUACUACACUGCCGAAUACUGCUGCCUCGAGUGCACCACGAUCUACGAUGAGUGCUGUGCUGUUCCUGGUGCUGAUAUCGCUAUCUGCAAGGAGAAGUACACUGUCUGCCUCGGCUACAACCCCUUCACCGUCGUUCCCUGGGAGGUCCCCUCUUACGACAAGUCCUACGGCCACAAGGAGAUUAAGGUUACCGAAGAUGAAUGCUGCGUCCAGUGCACUACUGUCUAUGAUGAGUGCUGUGCCAUCCCUGGUGCCGACAUUGCCAUCUGCAAGGAGAAGUACACCGUCUGCCUCGGCUACAACCCUUGGGAUGUUACCCCCUUCGUGAAGCCUACUGUCUGCAAGCACGGUGAGGACUCUGGUUCCAAGGGCAGCAACAACAACGGCAGCUCCAGCUCCAGCUCCAGCUCCAGCCAUGAGGAGGAGUGCUGUGUCCAGUGCACCACUGUCUACGAUGAGUGCUGCUCCAUUGACGGCCACGACAUCGAGGUCUGCAAGAAGGAGUACGUCGUCUGCCUUGGCUACAACCCCUGGGAUAUCACCCCCUUCGUCAAGCCCACUGUCUGCAAGCACGGCGAGGACUCUGGCUCCAAGGGCGGCAACAACGGUGGCUCCAGCUCCAGCUCCAGCUCCAGCUCCAGCAAGUCCGAUAACUCCUCCAAGACCUCUGGCUCCAAGUCCGACAGCUCCAGCAAGUCUGGUGGCUCCGACGAGGAGUGCGCUGUUGAGUGCACCACUGUCUACAAGGCCUGCUGCGACGCUUCCGGCGCCAUCAUCGAGACCUGUAAGACUGCCUACACCACCUGCCUCGGCUUCAACCCUUGGGACGUCACUCCCUAUGUUGAGCCCACCGUUUGCAAGAAGGGUGGCAAGCCUUCUGGUGAUGAUGUUGUCGUCGUCUCUGGCGGUGAGCGUGUCCGCCCCGUUCUGGCUCUCCUUGCCAUGGGUGCUAUUGCUCUCCUCUAAACGAUUAGCGACUAUGUAACCGCAUAAUCUUCGCUUCGUUCUUCUAUUUCCACUCCGUUGCUCUGGGGCUCCCGCACCUUACCUUCUUACUUUCUCAGUGGGAUGUCUGUUUCUGUGCAGUGGAUGCUUAGCAUUCUUAUCUUUUGAUGAUCUUAUGGUUUUAUGGGUGUUGCCGCAUACUCGGCCUAAAAUAGUUCACGAUAGACACGUAUGUAAUAUCGACGACUAGAUGGAGAUUCUCUGGAUGGCGGUCCUGGGCUGUUGGGGGCGAUUACAUGUAUCCAUAGUCUACAUUAGACUCUGUGUCCAGAGAUCAAUUCACUUACUUCUCUGUCAA